Molecule: messenger RNA, 1850 nt
Organism: Propithecus coquereli (Coquerel's sifaka)
Lineage: Eukaryota; Metazoa; Chordata; Mammalia; Primates; Indriidae
Gene: FOXP3
Product: forkhead box P3
Exons: 12
Coding region: 185-1486 (433 amino acids)
Biological process (GO): regulation of transcription by RNA polymerase II
Cellular component (GO): nucleus
Molecular function (GO): DNA-binding transcription repressor activity, RNA polymerase II-specific; RNA polymerase II cis-regulatory region sequence-specific DNA binding
Source: RefSeq, a predicted model, not a curated record
GCAUACACUCAUCAAAAAAAAAAAUUUGGAUUAUUAGAAGAGAGAGGUCUGUGGCUUCCACGCCGUGGUUUUUCUUCUCGGUAUAAAAGCAAAGUUGUUUUUGAUAUGUGACAGUUUCCCACAAGCCAGGCUGAUCCUUUUCUGUCAGUCCACUUUGCCAAGCCUGCCCUCAGGCAAGGACCCAAUGCCCAACUCCAGGCCAGCCAAGCCUCCGGCCCCUUCCUUGGCCCUUGGUCCGUCCCCAGGAGCCUCACCCAGCUGGAGGGCUGUGCCCAAGGCCUCAGAUCUGCUGGGGGCCAGGGGCCCAGGAGGAACCUUCCAGGGCCGGGACCUCCGAGGCGGGGCCCAUACCUCCUCCUCCUCCUCUUCCUUGAACCCCGUGCCACCAUCGCAGCUGCAGCUGCCCACAGUGCCCCUAGUCAUGGUGGCACCCUCCGGGGCACGGCUGGGCCCCUCACCCCACUUGCAGGCACUCCUCCAGGACCGACCACACUUCAUGCACCAGCUCUCAACAGUGGAUGCCCACGCCCGGACCCCUGUGCUGCAGGUGCACCCACUGGACAGCCCCACCAUGAUCAGCCUCCCACCACCCACCGCCACCACCGGGGUCUUCUCCCUCAAGGCCCGGCCUGGCCUGCCACCUGGGAUCAACGUGGCCAGCCUGGAGUGGGUGUCCAAGGAGCCAGCACUGCUCUGCACCUUCCCAAGUCCCGGUGCACCCAGGAAGGACAGCGCUCUUUCAGCCGUGCCCCAGAGCUCCUACCCACUGCUGGCAAAUGGCGUCUGCAAGUGGCCUGGAUGCGAAAAGGUCUUCGAGGAGCCAGAGGACUUCCUCAAGCACUGCCAGGCGGACCAUCUCCUAGACGAGAAGGGUAGGGCACAAUGUCUCCUCCAGAAAGAGGUGGUACAGUCUCUGGAGCAGCAGCUGAUGCUGGAGAAAGAGAAGCUGGGUGCUAUGCAGGCCCACCUGGCCGGGAAAAUGGCCCUGACCAAGGCGCCAUCUGCGACAUCAUCCGACAAGAGCUCCUGCUGUAUUGUAGCGGCUGGCACCCAGGGCACUGUCGUCCCAACCUGGCCCAGCCCCCGCGAGAACCCCGACAGCCUCUUUGCUGUGCGGAGGCACCUGUGGGGCAGCCAUGGAAACAGCACUUUCCCAGAGUUCUUCCACAACAUGGACUACUUCAAGUUCCACAACAUGCGGCCCCCUUUCACCUAUGCCACCCUCAUCCGCUGGGCCAUCCUGGAGGCUCCCGAGAAGCAGCGGACACUCAACGAGAUCUACCACUGGUUCACACGCAUGUUUGCCUUCUUCAGAAACCACCCUGCCACUUGGAAGAACGCCAUCCGCCACAACCUGAGCCUGCACAAGUGCUUCGUGCGGGUGGAGAGCGAGAAGGGAGCCGUGUGGACCGUGGAUGAGUUCGAGUUCCGCAAGAAAAGGAGCCAGAGGCCCAGCAGGUGUUCCAACCCUACACCCGGCCCUUGAGCUCAAGACCAAGGAAAGAAGGAAGGACAGGGGCCAAGAUGGGGGCAGAGGUGGCAGGUAGCAGGGGUGACAGGUCCUGGACAUGCCCAUAGGGAGGAAGUGAGGUGUCCACUGUCUUGCUUUCCAGAGCCCCUGUUUCCCAGCCGGCAGCCCUCCUGGGUCAUAUCCUCUGUCCCCAGACUGCUCAGAGGGGGCCCAGUCCCGGCCCCAGCCCCCACCUCCACCCUGCCCCACCCCACCCGAGAUGGGCCCGCCAGCCAAACGGAGCCUUCACAACCAGCCAUACACAGCCUGCCUCAGCCACUCUCACAGAUGACCUCAGGGCUGGAAAAGUCACAGACACAGACUGUCACAAUCCUGGCCC